Molecule: messenger RNA, 3171 nt
Organism: Mesorhabditis spiculigera
Lineage: Eukaryota; Metazoa; Nematoda; Chromadorea; Rhabditida; Rhabditidae
Source: the annotation of a GenBank genome assembly
AUGCAGAACGGCUCUGAGCCUGAGGAACCCGAGUUGCCCGACUUGAGCUCGUCGGACGGCGAGGAGCCGCUCUACGCGCCUUAUGAUGACGAGGGACACGACACCGAGAGCUCGACAAGCCUCGCCGACGAUGAUGCCGAAUAUGACCCGAAGCCUGGCAAGAAGAGGGUCCGCUUCCAAGGGGCCGUCCAGCGGCGAUCCAUCACGCCCAGCUGUCCAAGACCCGCACAACGCCUGAGAUGGGGCACCAAGUGUAACAUACAGAGCAGUGACAAAAUCGAGUGCCCGGACAAUGAGACCAUUGUCUCGCGCAUGGGGUCCGCUUUGCUGGAACGCUACAAUCUUCGCGAUUCCCGUGUGGCCCAGACGAAACAGCUGGUCGAGUGGGAAGAGGGCACCGUGCUCCACCAAGAGUUCGAGGUAGAAAAGUGCCUUACUUCCGGCGACGUAGAAGCGCAUUGCCAUCGAUACGACGUGAAAUCCCUCGAGACUGGGCGAAAGUACCGAUACGUUGCGGAAAUUCUAGAAGCCAUCCCUUCAAUCGUCGACUUUGAGCAAAAGUUUCUUUGGCAGGCAAACAAGGCCCACGACGCUGACUAUUUCGGCGGCGCCUAUUUUCGAGCAGGCUGCCUGCGCGACCAGCUCGAUGGCAUUCAACCGCACCAAUACUACCUCCAAGAAAUACACGAAAAAGUCGGACUGACUGCCGUCGGGUGCAAGAUGCAGCUGCGCGACCCAGCGCACUAUUCUUUCCCGUAUUGGCUGUACAGAAGCUUACUAAAGAUUGUGGAGAGCCUAUCGAACCUCGGAUACGUGCUGCGUGAUAUCUACCCAGGGAUGUUCGCGUACGAUCUGCGCUCCGAAUGCAUCGUCUUGACCGAGUUCAACUUCACCUACAAGAGGACAGCGACGAUGCCCUCAAAAGGAUGCACGUGGGAAGGCGCGUUGGAAAUAGCACCGCUCAGCUUCCUUGCCGGUGAUCGACGACCGCUCAAUCUGCUCGACAACAUUGAAUCCGCGUGGUACCUCGUCGUCCACAUGCUCUACCACCCAAUCUGGUUCACGGAUCCCGGAAACACUGGACACGUGCGCAACGCAAAAUUGCACCAUAUUGGCGAGACACCGGCGGCAUUCAACGGAGUUGCCGCGCUCGGCUCGAGGCUAUACGAUCGUCUUAACACUGGUAUGCGCGCCCUCGUACGCGCCAUUCGUAGUUAUGCUCGGGACGACGUCGACGAUGUCCAGAUGAAUCAACUUACUGCGAAGCUCUACGACAUUCUGGCCAAAAUCCCGGCGCCCAGCCUAGCGGACAUCUGCAACUUUUUCGAAAUUCAGGAGAACGCAAUCAUGCAUGGCCUGUACGUUCAAGCGGUCGCCCGUCGAAUGGAACAUCUGCAGGCGCGUCACCGGAAGACAUGCGCGCUGCGGGCCCAGCAAAAUCUGGUGGAUGAAACCGUUGGCAGACACAAGGAGCGCGCUUUUCGAUUGCGCCUGAAGGACGUCCGCGAAAAGUACCGCCAAAUCGACUUGAACCAACUGGCCGACGACGCGGAAAACUUUGCAGGUCCCUUCGCGCUGCCUGCCGAGCAAAUUCAAGUCCGCGCGGAUCGUCGUGGCGUGAAUCAUCUGAUGUCAAUCGAAGUAAACUUUCUCAGAUGGGAAACAGCUCGGCAAAAUAUGAAACUGCCACGGAAGACGAGGAGCCCCAGCCAACGACUUCACGCAAGAAGAAAGGCAAGAGGGGUAAACGCAGCGCCUCAGCUACAGAAGACGAACCAUCAUCUUCCACUACGAAAAAUCGCCAAGCUCGACACCACAAAAUAUGUCUACGAGAAGCUAUUCCUAGCGGGAGAGCAGAGUGAUGUCUCGAUCCUGGCCGUCGGCCAUAUCUGGAGCUUGCACAAGCUCUACCUGAAGCAGUGCAAGUAUUUUGAUGCGUUAUUUGGGAGCGAAUCGAGUUGGAAGGGAAAAGACGACCAUAAGGUGAGGCUCGAAUUUCCCGACGGGAAAGUCACUGUUCCAGCGCUGCACGCGGUACUUGGCUCGCUCUACUCCAACGAGAUCGAGCUCGAUAUCAAGGAUAUCGAGGGCAUCCUGGCGGCCGCGUCGUUUUUGCAAUUGGAAAGCAUCCUGACGCGCUGCGACGAGCUGAUGGCCCAGAAUAUAAGCGAUGAUUCCGUUCUACAAUUUGCGAUACUCGCCAACCGGUACGGGCUGUGGUCGGUGGUGAAAAAGUCGGAGCGCUUCUUGCAAUAUGGAUUCUGGCGGUUGUCGAAAUCGCCUAAAUUUUUGAAGGAGUUGCCUUUUGAAGCACUUGCUCGUCUACUCUCCUCCUCCGACACGCUGUCAAUUGAGGGCGAGAAGGAGUUUUAUCAAUGCACGAGAAAGUGGAUCUAUUUGCACGAGGGUGGCAAAGUCUCGAAAAACAAGGAUGAGUUCGAGAGGUCCAUUACGGAAUUUUACAAGGCAAAUCCGGGGUCAUUCGAGAAGUAUGCAGCUUUGUGGAGCGGAAUUCGGGUGCACCAUCUUUUGACGUCCAGCAAGGAAGCUGAUCAGCUACGAAAAGAUGGCAUUAUUCCGGCAAAGUUGAUCGACCAAGCGAUGGUGGAUUGUUGGAAGGGUUUUUUGAGAAACGAGGAGGAGCCGAAUGAAGUAAACGAAAUCAGCGAGGAAGCCUUCUACCUCUGCGCGUUGCGUGAGGGCAUGGUGGUCGAUGAGGACCCGAAGCUCUGGCGUCUCAUCAGCCACAACAGCGGCCUGGACCUGUUGCUGCAAUAUACGCAAAGAUACAUCACAAUCCGGCGCAACGUCCUUUCUCAGCCCACCACAAGAACCGUGUCGAUCAACGGGACGAAGAAGGUCUAUUAUAGAAUUGUCGUCACCGACGCUAAAGGCACGCAGCUCCACGAUACCGGAAGGGAGAGCAUCGAGUUGAGGAUGGAUCAUGUUGUGGUGAUUGCCCGCUUCGCCACCGUUUUCGAGUUGCCGCUCUCGGUGCACAUCUUCCAUCUAUCAUCUCCUCCGUGUCCGCCGUCUUUUCUAUACGUCAACCAGUACCUCAACCAACUCCACGCCAAAGAAGUUCAGCUACAGACGGACGAUGACGAGGAAGAAUCCCCAACCCCAACCGCCUCGUCCCCGGAUUCGAAUUCUAAUUCUUCUGUCGAAUUG